UCAUAACUACCAGAGCCAGACGACUGACUGACACACUCUCCUGCUCACAUGCACACACACUCUCAGCACAUGCAUCGAGUGGAACAGAUCCACAGAGCUGCACAGUAGUGAGGCAACUCUGAGAGAGAGGUGGGGUGGAGAAAGAGAGAUAGAGAAAGAGAGAGAGCAUUUACUCUCCCUCUCUCCUCACUUAAGGAAAGCAGCAGUGUGGAGAAGUUGCAUGAAGCGCUUGGUUCCAACUGACGACUUUCUAAUCAGACCAUGUAAGCCCAGAAGAGGAGGCAGAAAAAGCAGAAGAAGAAACUUCCUGCUGGCUGAAGGAGAGCAGAUUUCUCUGAGGGAUUACUGGACUCUUGGUAUUUGUGCUCGUGUCAUGGUGAUAUCCUUCAUUAUCGUCUGUUGUUGACAGGAGCCUCUCUGUGUCUUGGAUUUCCCAAAGGAUCAAAGCUUGUUGUCUGAGCUGAGGAGUGUGUGAAUGAAGUGUGUGCAAGUGGGAAACAUGUCAAACGGACGAUUCAGUCACCUGUUGAGGGGAGUCUGGCUGCUGUGGCAAGCUGUGUUUGUGGCUGGAACUGGGAGUAAGCUCUGGGAGGUUCCCACAGCCUCCUUCACUUCCUCCUCCAACCUCAGUGAGAGCCUGCAGGACUGUGAGUACCGCCACCUUCAGGACAGAGUGAGCAUCACAGCAGACAUCCCACCUAGACUGGAUGGCACAUGGGUGUCAAUAAGAUGUGAGGUGCGGCCCGGUCCAGAGUUCAUCACCCGCUCCUACACCUUCCACCCCAGCCGCCACUUCACCGCCCUGCAGCACUAUUACACCGACAGCAGCUGUGAGGCCCCGGCCUACUCCCUGAUGAUCAGGGGGAAGCUUCGUCUGCGGCAGGCCUCCUGGAUCACCCGCGGGGGCACCGAGGCAGAACACCACCUCAGCAAGGUGGGCAUCGUGGUCCACAGCCUGGCAGCCAAGCAGAGGCUGUCCUCCAGGCUUCCUUCCUCCUGCGUCGGUCUGACCCUGAGUCGGGUGGUGCCGGGGAAGCUGUACGAGCUGUACAACACCCGGGCAGGGAGGGGGUGUCUGUCGGCGCUGGGCUUCUCUAUGAUGGAGGUGGGGCUGAUACGGGUGGAGACGCAGCACCACAGCCAUGGAGGGAAGAUCCAGGAGCUGUUCUUAGGAGAUAUUCACACUGACUGGACACAGAGGACUGAGUACAGACCAACAGGGUACCAACAACCCCUGCAGAACGCCAUGCAUCACCUCCACCCCUGCCCUGUGUGCGCCCUGGUGUAUCGCUCCUCAGAGCAUCGCCCCCCGGUGUUGCCUCGCAGCCCUGCAGCUUCUCUGUCUCUGGCCGGCCGCUGGGUCAGCCAGCGCUGUGAAACCCGUCCCAACGUCCUCUUCCUCAUUCGAGACUUCACCUUGGAUCCCGACCAGCAUGCAUGGGAGGGCAUCUAUAGACACUACUCGGACCCUGCCUGCUCUCAGCCCACCUUCACCCUGAGAGCUUCGGGCCACUACGCUCAGGGAAACCCAUCCACCAAGGUCUCAGGAGCCACAGAGUUUGUCUUCAAGGUCACCGAGGUGAGAAUCACGGCUAUGGAGGGGCAGACUGCUAAAUUACUGAAUGGGACGAGGCCUGGAAGGUGUGGUCUGGCAGGGUGCUGGGAGAUCGGGGUUGAACAGGAUUUGACCCCCACAGAUGGAUGCAACCUGCUGGGCCUCAAGCUGCCACACAAGGAGUACGAGCUCUUCAAGCCUGAGCUGGAUCACAGGAAACACCCGCUGCUGUUCACCGGAGAAAGGCCGACUGAUGGGACCAGCCCAGACCGGCCGCAGAGGAGGCCCACUUCAUUUCAAGCUCCCAUGGUGCUUUGCAGUGGGUUUCCACGUCACUAUGGCUCAGGUUUCAACAACAAGCAAGUCCAGUUAGCCACCAGUGGGACAGCGAGACUGGUACAGCUGGUGUUACUGGUGCUGGGAUCUGUGCUGUGCAGCAGGUUUUGUGUUUAUUAGAGACAUUGUUUAACAAUCAAGCCUGCUACACAGCUGAAGUCAUUGAUGAAAUUGUUUUCUGGCAGCUUUCCUUCACUCUUCCUCCAUAUGAUGAUGACUAACAUGUGUGAUUGUCAAAAGAAAUCAUGAGACACUCAGGAGAGAUUAAUCAUUUUUUAUAUCUGGCCUUCAGAUGCUGCCUGUAGAUUCACUUUAAUGACUCUUAACGCUGCAUUUCUACCUAAAACUAAUCUGUAUAUAAACCACAAAUGUAUACAAGUGCCAUAAUUUCAGUAUGUAUUAUAUACUUUUAUACCGUCCCGUCCUCCUUUUGUAUAUUGAUCAGAUGUUCUCACUUUACAGAUUCAUUAUUUGUUUUGCAUAUUUCUGUAAAUGCAGUUUUCUUGUCAUGCUUUUUAUUAUACAAAGCAAGAUCACAGUGUUGAAGUGUGGAUCAGUUAUUUCCAGAAGCCAUGGACCUUGCAGCAGACUUCUCACGAGAGCUUAUUUUCAUCUGAGAUGCAAUAUAAUGAACUCUAUACAUGGACAUUGUUCUCUCAGAAUGCUGGAGAGAAGAAAAAAGCUUUAAAAAGUUUAAUCAGCCCUCUAAUAGCUGCCAUCAUCAUUGAUCUAAUGCCACUGUGGUGUGAAAUGUUGCUUUAUCUCUAUCUUCUGUCAAGCUUGUUUAUUAUUCUGCCUUUCUAUCAGCACUCAAUCGAAACAAAUCAAUUGAAUAUUUAUUUUAACCAUUUAUACUGUAUUUUUUGAUAAGAGAACGAUUUUUGGUUUAAUAUUUUAGUUAGUUUGCCAUUUAUAAUGAAGUGAUUUCUUUCUAUGUGUAUUAAA
Molecule: messenger RNA, 2836 nt
Organism: Gymnodraco acuticeps
Lineage: Eukaryota; Metazoa; Chordata; Actinopteri; Perciformes; Bathydraconidae
Gene: apcdd1l
Product: adenomatosis polyposis coli down-regulated 1-like
Exons: 4
Coding region: 476-2011 (511 amino acids)
Biological process (GO): negative regulation of Wnt signaling pathway
Cellular component (GO): plasma membrane
Molecular function (GO): Wnt-protein binding
Source: RefSeq, a predicted model, not a curated record